Exophiala oligosperma is the source of this 817-nucleotide messenger RNA. RefSeq lists its product as uncharacterized. The record is from RefSeq and is a predicted model, not a curated record. Gene Ontology annotation, cellular component: intracellular membrane-bounded organelle. NCBI's taxonomy places the organism in Eukaryota, Fungi, Ascomycota, Eurotiomycetes, Chaetothyriales, Herpotrichiellaceae. The transcript is spliced from 2 exons. Bases 235 to 750 code for a protein of 171 amino acids. Gene Ontology annotation, biological process: vacuolar protein processing.
CUUACAGUACCAUUUAUCUAUUCAAUACUCUCUCUGUGUGGACAAUUAAUAUAUUCGAACUUAGCAAAGCCACUUCCUACUGCUUGCAGUGACUACUACUGCCUUUCCCUGUCCUCUAUCACUCACCUUCUCAAGGGAACGCUGACACAUCAUCGGACGCCUUGUGCACAAUCAGUCCUGCUCGAGCACACGACUCCUAAACACCUCUCUUCGAGGACACAAUAUCCUCCCGGCAUGGCCAAAAAAUCAGCAAAAAACCUCACAGUCCGCAAUGCUAGCCGGCUAAAACAGACACAUCUCAUCACGGCUGCCAUAAAUAUAGUCUUCCUCCUCCUACGCUUUACCCUCCGACGAUCGUUGUCCCUCAAACGAUAUAUCCUGUUCUCCUUACCAGGACUGAUCAUCGAGUUCUAUCUUGACCGUGCAGCGAAACCUACCUAUGGCCCUGAUGGAACAAUACGCAGUGGAGGAGAAGACCUUGAUGCGCAAGGUCUGACUGAAUUCAUGUGGGAUAUUCUCUAUUGGACAUGGAUAAAUCUAAUUCUGGUCAUAAUCUUUGGAAAUCGGGCAUGGUGGUUAUACUUGAUUGUCCCAGCUUACGCCAUUUACGCUGCCGUUACCACCGCGAGCGGACUGAAAGGCAUGUUGGGUGGCAUGGCUGGCGGUGGUGGAGAGGGAGCCAGCAUGGCGCAGAGUAAGAGACAGGCCAAGAUGGAGAAGAGGGGAGGUCAACGUGUUGCAUAUCGUUGACGAGAUUGUCCAUUGUUCAAUGAGUGCAACAUGCAGAAUGAAUAGAUGGAAUCUUAAUACAUUUGAG